Molecule: messenger RNA, 1297 nt
Organism: Drosophila suzukii
Lineage: Eukaryota; Metazoa; Arthropoda; Insecta; Diptera; Drosophilidae
Source: RefSeq, a predicted model, not a curated record
UACAACUUCCUCACAAAACCUAAAGCCUCAACAUGAAGUAUAAAGUAUUAUACUUCUUCGUCUUGUAUUUGGCAGUGGUGGAAAACAAACUGCUCAACGAAGGUAAAAUACAUCGAUAUAUAGUGAGUAGACAUCAAGGACCCCGAGGUAGCCUCAUAUGUCAUCCGCCUUUGAUCUUUGCCCUCCAAACUCUCUGCCAAUUGUCAGGGGGACAAACCAGGAAGAGCUUAAAGGGUCGUUGGCAGUGGCCACCUGAAGAGGGAAUUUCCGGAGAGUGGCCCAAGGUUCAGGGCUUCAGAACUCUACUGGUUACUCCAAUAGAUAUAACCGAAUCUGCAAGAGAGGCGGUUAGGAACGUGAGUGAUUUGGAGUUUAUGAAUUUUGUGGACCCAGGAAAACAUCUGUUUGAGAUCAACCAAAGAGUGGAUAUGUUUACAAGCGCAAUGACAGCCAGAUUGCUAAGGAAACGUAAUCUCAGUAAGGACACACAGAUGAUUUCGAUAAGCGCCGGAGUGAUAGAAGGUCGUUGGGAAACCCCGUUUCCCAGGAAAAAUACCAGACAUCGUCCUUUUAACGAACACUUCUUGCCAAAUCAAGAGGAAAGGGUUGUGGUGGUACCCACCAUGCACCAAAUUGGAGUUAGGUACCCCUAUGCCAAGUUGGCUGAUACGGAGAUGCUACUUCUGCCAAUGGCUGGCAAUAAAGACGUCAAAUUCAUGAUUCUUUUGAGCUCUGUUUUAAAAAGUACCGAUGACCUUAAGCCAAUUAAGUUCAUAAUGCCCACUUACGAGAAUCUCACAGAGCUCAUCAAGUUGGCCAAGAAGCAACUGGUGGAGGUGCAACUACCAAAACUUAGAUUCACCUACUCAGUGGAGCUUGUUCCUCACAUUUUGAGUGAUAUGGGUUUUAAAAGUUUGUAUAGUGAGACUGCAAACUUCGGGGUACUUUCGAACACCAAAAAACUACGACUUUCCAGCAUGUUGCACACGGCGGCCAUCGAUAUAGAUGAGGGAGGCAUUAAUGAGGUGAAGCAAAGUUACGUCGAAGAAAAAGCACCUAGAUCCCGGCGGGAAAAUGGAAUACAAUUUUUUGCAAAUCGACCCUUCUUUUUUGCCGUUCUUGAUUACAAGCAGGUCUAUUUAACUGGCGAAUACGUAGGUCCCUAAAUUUAUAACGAAGGUCCGAAGAUGUUAUGGGUCUUUUGCUAAAAAGAUAGAAUUUUUGGUUUUUUUAAUAAUUUAUAAAGAAUAUCUAUGACAUUAUUACACCAACCAUGUGGACAAAUAUUUAAUUGCAA